Messenger RNA from Penicillium argentinense, 774 nucleotides. RefSeq lists its product as uncharacterized. The record is from RefSeq and is a predicted model, not a curated record. Bases 1 to 774 code for a protein of 257 amino acids. NCBI's taxonomy places the organism in Eukaryota, Fungi, Ascomycota, Eurotiomycetes, Eurotiales, Aspergillaceae. The transcript has 4 exons.
AUGCGUGUUCAUGUCCUGCGCUGUAGGUCAGCCACGGGCCAGAACGCCUCGGGCGCUGGCACUAGUCCCGAAAUGAGCAAGGCCAUAUCCAAACGGCGCACAGGCCGAGUUCUUUUCUUCAUUGUUGCGCAUGACGUAUCCUCGAUCGACAUGCGCCGGAGGUACGGCGGUUUUGAGUCUAGGUAUCACCCUCCCCCUAAGGAAGGCACUGACCUCGGCACAGCUAGAGGUAAGCAUGGUCUAAAUGCCGGGCGUACCCUAGUUGGCCGGCCUCGCGUGCUCUGGACCAACGUCCAAGUCGAUCCGGGGCCGGUAGUGGCACUCUUAGCAGAGCAAAUCGAGGAUCGCGAGGAUCCGCCCAGGGUAGCAACCCCUGCCCAACCGCAGCCACCAUCCGAUCGCCGUUCCAACCGUGAAACCUUUCUGGAACGGUACGACGGCGGCGCGCAGGUGCCGUCAGCGACAAAUGGACGGUCAGCUGUCCUCCUUGCGUGGGAAUGCCGUGCGCGAGUGGAGACAAGCUCGUGCUCAAACCUGCCCACCUUAUACUCGAUCCAGGUUAGACUUCGUUCCUCGACAUCUGUAUACCUCCACGGACCACGGAGAAUUGCUCUCAACGGAGCCGCUGGGCUCGAUUCCGACCUCUGCCACUCGUCACUCGUCCUCGGUGGGCAACACGAUGCGAUGGGGAAGGAGGAUCGCGGCGAGGCUCUCAUUGGACCAUGUCGGACCAACGGUGAUUGCGAUGCGAUGGAUGGCCACCCCUCCCGGUGA